CAAUCCGAUUGGAAGUGCGGAGCGCCGAGAAAAAAUCACAUUUAAUUACUUUGCGGGAAUCCAACUCGACGGAAUCUGUGAAUUCUCGAAUACAAAAUGGCCGAAGAGUACGAUAAAGAGCAACUGAGAAUUCUCCGUAAUGCAUUCAAGGCUUUUGACCACGACGGAGCCGGCUUCAUCGAGCAUGCCGAUGUGGCAAGCAUUCUUGAAAUUCUUGGUCAAAAGCUGGAGCCACCAGCUGUGAAGGCCCUCAUCAAGGAGGUCGAUAAGGGUUCAACCGGCAAACUGGACUUUAGCCAGUUCUGCAAGCUGGCGGCCCGAUUCAUUGAGGUCGAGGAGGAUGCGGGUGCCCUGCAAAACGAGCUGAAGGAGGCUUUCCGUGUCUAUGAUAAGGAGGGCAAGGGUUAUCUGACAGUUGCCACGCUACGUGGUAUUCUCCAUGAACUAGACGAUAAAAUUUCGAAUCAGGAUUUGGACUCGAUCAUUGAGGAAAUCGAUGCCGAUGGCUCGGGCACGGUUGAUUUUGAUGAAUUUAUGCAAGUUAUGACAGGUUAAUAAUCUGAUAAUGCGUAGACAUCAGAGGCUGGAUCAGAAUCGGACUACCCUUCAGGCUCUUUGUAUAUACAUAAAUGUAUGGGGAAAUUUGCAGAUGCAAACUUCCAUCAUAUAUCAAAAAUGACGUUAUAAUAUUUAUUAUAUUAAACAAAAUUGUAUACAAAAUAAAUUUAUAAUAAUAACUUACAAAUAAAUCAUGCUUAUAUUAAACAGUUAAUAUAUCUUAGA
Drosophila willistoni is the source of this 783-nucleotide messenger RNA. It is a transcript of the gene TpnC4, whose product is annotated as troponin C. Gene Ontology annotation, molecular function: calcium ion binding; enzyme regulator activity. Bases 97 to 555 code for a protein of 152 amino acids. Lineage: Eukaryota; Metazoa; Arthropoda; Insecta; Diptera; Drosophilidae. The transcript has 6 exons. The record is from RefSeq and is a predicted model, not a curated record.